CAUACUUAUUAUUAUUAUUAUUAGAGUCGCGUCUACAAUUCGCGUAAUCCCAGGCGAGAAUCGAACAUUCUCCAAGACCUAGAAAUUAGGGUGGGAGGCGAGGAAGAAGACGCAGAAGCACGCAAUUGAAUUCACAAGGUAAGUUAAGGUAAAAGCAUUCAAAUCAGCAUACGUCACGUCACAGCGGUGACAAGAGACCAAACCAAGUUUCUGCCCUGGGAGCACUAUGUCGGAAGCCAUGAGCGCUCCUCCGCCCUUGAUACCCCAGCUGCAGGAAAUGCAGCAGCAGCAGCAGCAACAGCAGCAACAGCAGCACCAGCAGCAGGCCAACUCCGUUGCCCAGCAGUGGACCAACUACGCGUGGUACGCCAACCAAAAUGCAGCCGCCUACCAGCAGCAGUACCAGCAGUACUAUCAGUACUAUAUGCGGUACCAGCAGCAGCAGCAACAGGUAACCUCAACGAUAAGUUCGUCGAACGCGCCGCCCGGAUUUAGCAACGCCUUGGCAGCGCCACCACCUCCGCCCCUAGGACCCCCUCCACCACCACCCAAGUCCACUCAACCGAUCAACACCAACAAGUUGCAGCAGCAGCAGCAGCAGCAGCAACAACAGCAGCAGAAGAAUUUCGGAGGGAUACGUUUUAACUUGAAUUUAAAUCAGAAACGCUUGGCGAACGCACCCAAUCCGCUACAACAGCAGCAACAGCUGCAGCAGCAACAACAACAGCAGCAGCAGCAACAACAACAACAACAACAACAACAACAGAUCCAGCAGCAUCAGGCACAGGCACAGCAGCCGACCCAAUUGUUCAACAAUAAUAGCAAUAUAAAUAACGUUACAAACAAGAAGAAGCGGAAGCGGAAGAACAAAAACGCGAGCUUCGAUCAAAGCGCAUACAAUAAUCCGUUUAACACUAUAGCCACGCCCAUAGCCCCACCGCCGCCCAUUAUCAGCGAUGUGGUGGUGCCCAGCACACCAGACCUGAGCAAGCCACCCCCGCCCCUGCCCCUGGCUCUGGCCGCCAAUGCUGAGACUACCAAACCGGAGCCGAAGGGUUCUCCAGCUGCUUCUGCAGCGUUUAAGCGUCCCAACAACUUCCAGAUGACCUCCAAUGACUCCUGGCCAGACUCGUUGAAUCAGUACGUUGCUCGGUGCUACUCCAAGUGCAACACGGACCUGGACAAGGACCAGAUAGACAUAUGUCUGAAGGGCAAGAUCAUGGCAGCGGCUAAUCGAAAUGAGCUGUGGACCAGAGACUGGGACAACGAGCCUAUGCCGACGGUGCACAGCGAGCGAGACGGCAUCGAGGUUGUGCUUAGCCACGCCACGCCUCCACAGCCAGAAAGGAGCAACUACUUCAACAAGAAACGUGAGUUGGAGCAGGAGCGGGAGAGAGACCGGGAGCGGGAUCGGGAGCAGGAGCAAGAGAAGCCGGUCAAGGCACCGAAUGUUAAUCAAUUCAAGCAGAGGGCGAAUCAAUUCAAUAAAAUGCCAUCCAGUUACGGCCAUCAGCAGUCGUCGUCGCGGUAUUCCAGGAGUCGUUCGCGGUCCCCGUCGUCUUCGACCUCAUCGAAGUACACUCACAAGAAACGUUACUCGCGAUCUCAUUCACGUUCGCGUUCGCGUUCGCAUUCGGGUUCCCGCAGCAGCGAUGCUGUCAGUCCGCGGGCGCGUAAAGUUCAUCGUAAAUCGGGUUCCAGCGAGUCUCUGGAUUUCAUAUCCCUAAGCGCAAACCUCUCGCGCAAGAAGCAGAAAAUGCUAAUGAAGAAAGGCAAAAGACUCGCUGCAGCAGCGGCAGCGGGAUCCGCCGCGGCGCACCCUGGCCACUCCAAGAAAAAGCCGCACUUCUAUUCGAAACAAUCGUCUGUGGGUGGGGCCGUUGAUGAUGACACAGCGCGCUUGCAACAGCGGGCGGCACGUUUCUCGCAGCAGGGCUCCGGCUCGGCUAAGAAAUUUGUCGUCGCCAUUGCAAGUUCGCCUUUUGGUCUCACCACGGCCAAAAACCGGAAGAAACUGAUGCAGCAACAGCAGCAGCAGCAUCUUCGUUCUGCCUUCUACGAGGAUGUGGACCAGGCUAGCGGCUUAGAUUUGCUCGAUUUGCACAUUGUAGGAACUUGUAGGGACUUAGAGAAAUCCUUUUUGCGCCUGACAAAGGCUCCAUCCCCGUCGGAAGUGCGGCCCGUCGAGGUCCUCACCCAUUCGCUGUCCAACGUGAAGAGCAAGUGGCGUGCCAACCAGGAUUAUCAUUACGCGUGUGAUCAGUUGAAGUCCUUGAGGCAGGAUCUAACUGUGCAAGGUAUUCGCGAUCAGUUCACCGUUGAGGUGUACGAGACCCAUGCACGUAUUGCCAUGGAGAAGGGCGACCACGAGGAGUUCAAUCAGUGCCAGACGCAACUGAAGAUGCUCUACUCCGAGCUGGGUGGCCAGAGCCAUAACUCCAUGGAGUUUACGGCCUAUCGCAUACUGUACUACAUCUUCACAAAGAAUACCUUGGACAUUACCACAGUCCUGCGCUCGAUAUCAGCUGAUCAACGCGAGAAUCCUGCCAUUGCGCAUGCCUUGCAGUUCCGCUCGGCCUGGUCGUUGGGAAACUAUUGCAAGUUGUUUGCUCUGUACAAGACGGCGCCCCUCAUGUCGGGCCACAUGAUUGAAUGGUUUUUGGAAAGGGAGCGCAAGGCUGCUCUGCGAGUCAUCAUUAAAUCCUACCGUCCCAGCAUUAGCGUCGAAUAUGUUAGCAAUAUCUUGGCCUUCGAUAGCAUUGAGAAGUGCAAAGAAUGGCUCGAUACCUUCAGUUUGCCUUAUGCCGCGAGCGGUGCCCAAAUCGAUUGCAAAAAUGCCGCUGCCAUAGCCAUUUGAAGCAAUCCACUUAGAACAUAGAUACACAUCUGAGAGAAACACAUUUACCCCUGUGUACCUAGCAUUUCCGAAAUUCUCGGGGCCAGGUACACGUUUUAGGAUCGCGUAUUCCCCUAUCCGCGUUUAACCACUUUGUAAAUAUUUUAGGUAUUUUUAGUGCUCGCGUUCCCCUGAACGAUAAUUCAGAAAAUUCAACACAGAACGUGUUGGGGUCCCCUUGAAACCAUCUCUUACCCUGAACCGGCGUCUCCUCACUUUGGAUUUGUCUACGAAACGAUAGAAACUACCUCAGACCCUCAUUAUUUGCCAGAAAAAUAAUUCAUCUUUCGACUACAAGGAAGGACACGAUCUAAAUCAACUGGCUUUGCAUCCACCAGCAGGGGAGAAACUAAAUGGAAACUAUACGAUUGUUCCUGGAUGGAAUCGACGAUGGGAUCCAGGCCCUGUGCUUUGCGGAUUUCGCCGGAUUGGAUAAACUAUUUCAUUCAGGAGCUGGCCCUAACUUUGGAAUUGGAUGGAAUCGGGUUGAACGAACAACGAUUUUUGCAUAUUUUCAUCGUUGGUCUCGAAAAGUUUCUGAUUGAAAUAUUGCAGAAAACCAACCCAUUCGAUAUUAAACCUCUAGGAAACCGUACAGGGACCACGGAUGCAUCAGAAAUGAUGGUGGCUCGAGUAAUGCCCGCACUCCGGUCCACUAAUAACUCGAUGAAGCCUGAACAACGUCGUGAACUAACAAACUAUUGUUUCAAAAAGCAAGAGAACAUUGUGAAGCCAUCGCCAAACUCCAAGAGCUAACGUGUGCUGUGUGCUGAAAACAAAUUUUUGUUUCUCUGUUUUUUUUUUUUAAUAUUAUUUUCCACUCUUUUCCCAUCAUUUUUAAACUAAUAUUAAGGCUUAGGCUUAAUGUUUGUUGUCUUCUUUAAAUUAUUGAAACGGUUUAUACUAAUGUCUUGUCUCUCUAUUGUAUACCUGUAUAUAUACAACCAUCACCACCACCACCACCACCAGUACCGGUACCAGUACGAGUACCAGAACCAGAACCAGAAUCAGAACGAACUGCAGCCACGAUGCGAUGCAACAAGCAGCUCAACACACGCCGCUAUCGCUUCGGAAGAUCAAAGUCCGGCCCCGACACGUUUUUGGAGUACGGCCCGUCUCUCCAGUCUCUCCAGUCUCGCAAUCAUCCAUCCAUUCAAGGGAAGCCAGCAAGUUUGCGCGCCAUUUGUAAGCUCUUCCAAUUUUAAUUCGUGUCAUUAAGUGGGUCCCCGUUAUGAAUUGGCUAAGAUUAUUGAACAAAACCAUUUCUAGACUGGGGAAAAGUUGAAGGAAAAUACUACACCAUGUAGUAAAUUGUACAAUAGACUAGUAUUAGUGGUAAUGCUAUCUUUUUAAGCUAAGUUUACCUGUUACAUUUACGUUUAACCUCCAUGAUGUUGGAAAAAAGAGGGAAAACAACUCGAGAUAUUCAAGUGCAUCUUUCCACAGUUCCGGAACAAGAUGCGAGCCCGUUGCAUGAAAAGUAAAACUAAAACCCCGCUCCUAAAGAAUAAACCGAGAAAAAACCA
Drosophila persimilis is the source of this 4422-nucleotide messenger RNA. Its product is annotated as leukocyte receptor cluster member 8 homolog. Bases 227 to 2857 code for a protein of 876 amino acids. The transcript has 6 exons. NCBI's taxonomy places the organism in Eukaryota, Metazoa, Arthropoda, Insecta, Diptera, Drosophilidae. The record is from RefSeq and is a predicted model, not a curated record. Gene Ontology annotation, cellular component: nucleus.